UCACAAUUUCCCAUCCCAACCUCUACCACACUAAUCAUUUUCUCAGAAAAAAAACCCAGAGGAUCAAAGUCAUUAACGCUCAAACAACAAAAACAGAGGAGAAAAGGAAUCACAUCUCAUUCCAUUCCAGCAUAGGAAAUCUUCCGCAGUCACUGGUGCGAAAUGAAGAAAGAAGCAAAGAGAGAGAUGAGCAUAGGAGACUCGGCAGAAUUGGAAGAGAACCUUCCACUCAAAGACCGCCUGAAAGCGUUCAAGAGUUCCAGCUUCGAUCCUGACGCUUAUUUCACCACACGAUGCCAGACCAUGAAUGAGAAGGAAAUUCGUCACCUCUGUUCCUAUCUUAUAGAGCUCAAGAAAGCCUCCGCCGAGGAGAUGCGGAAGAGCGUUUACGCCAAUUACGCCGCCUUCAUCCGCACAUCAAGAGAGAUCACGGAUUUGGAAGGGCAGCUUCUCUCGAUGAGGAAUCUAUUGUCGAAUCAGGGAGGUCUGGUUCACGCAUUGAACGAGCAGGUCCGCAUCGAUUCGUUGUGGGUAGGCACCGAUCAAACCCUAAAGGAGGAUCUCUCCCAGAUAGACAAGAUGGAGCUUUCCAAAACAGAGGAAUGGCUGAUGGAAUUCUCAAACACAUUGGACGUUUUGCUCGCCGAGAGGCGAAUGGACGAGGUCAUGAACGCACUGCUCAAGGGAGAAAUGCUUGUUGAAGAUGCCAGCGACACCCCGGAGACGAACCCUAAAUUUCUCGUGGCGAUGCAGGCUUCGAUCACUGAGCAAAGGAUGAGGUUCGCUGAUCAACUUGCGGAGACAAUCAGCCAGCCAUCUACUCGGAGAUCGGAGCUUCGGUCCGCUGUUCAAGCUCUCAAGAGGCUCGGGGAUGGCCCUCGUGCUCACACGUUGCUUCUUCAAUACCACCAGAAGAAGUUGCAGUCUUCUAUGAGGAACAUUCGUUCUUGUAACAGCUCGCAUGGAGGUGGAGGAACUUAUGCCACCGUGCUUUCUCAGUUUGUUUUCUCCACGAUAGCUCGGGCAGCUAGUGAUUGCAUGUCUGUGUUUGGGGAUGAGCCUGCUUAUACAUCUGAGCUUGUGACUUGGGCUGUCAAGCAAACCGAGGCGUUUGCUCUUCUUCUCAAGAGGCAUGUUCUGGCUUCCUCUGCUGCUACUGGUGGUCUUCGAGUUGCUGCGGAUUGUUUGCAAGUGUGUUUGGGACAUUGCUCGUUGCUUGAAGCUCAGGGACUUGCACUUUCUCCUGUUCUGUUGAGAAUCUUUAGGUCGAGCGUCGAGCAGGCAUUCCAUUCGAAUUUGAAGAAGAUUGAGCAUAGCACUACUGCAUUGGCUGUUUCGGAUGAUUGGGUGUUAUCCUUUUCACCUGCGAAUGGAAAGUCUAUGUCUUCUUCCGCUGCUAGUAACUCGGUUGGAUCACAACCAAAGCUUUCAUCCAGUGCCAACAAAUUCAACUCAAUGGCUCAGGAAUUCCUGGAGGACAUAGUGCCUUUGGAGUGCCUUCAUUUGGAUGGACCGGCAUUGGAAGGCGUUCAACGUGCCUUCAACUCGUACGUCGAUUUGUUAAUCCAAGCAUUGCCAGGUUCGACGGAGACUGAAGAUCACUUGGAAGGUUGUGGCAGGAUUGUUCAGCCAGCAGAGACUGAAAUCCAACAGUUUGCAUUACUAGCAAAUGCGUCAUUGUUGGCAGAUGAACUACUACCACGUGCUGCGAUGAAGCUUCUGUCAUCCUCCAACAACAAAGUGGAUGAACAACAACAACAACAACAAUCCAAGAGGGGAUCCGAAAGGCCAUCUCAUCUCCCAGAGCAAAGGGAAUGGAAGAGGAAGCUUCAACGCUCCGUCGAUCGAUUAAGAGAUAGCUUCUGCAGAUUACACGCACUGGAGCUUAUAUUUACAGACGAAGGUGACACCAAUCUGAAUGCACACAUCUACACUAGUAUGGAUGACCACACUGAAGAGCCAGAAUGGUUUCCAUCUCCAAUUUUUCAGCUUGUGUUCACAAAAAUUACUACGUUGGCAAGCAUAGCAACAGAUGUAUUUGUGGGUAGGGAAAGGUUUGCAACUGUUCUAUUGAUGAGACUCAUGGAGACUAUAAUCCUUUGGCUCUCUGAUGAUCAAGCAUUUUGGGAAGAGAUUGAGCAGGGAGCCAAACCUUUAGGACCUUUUGGCCUUCAACAGUUAUAUUUGGACAUGGAGUUUGUGUUGAUCUUUGCAUCCCAAGGUCGUUACUUGUCCAGAAGUCUACACCAAGUCAUUAAGGACAUCAUAGCAAGAGCAAUCGAUGCUGCUGCUGCUACCGGUGUCGAUCCAUACAGUGUGUUGCCCGAGGAAGAUUGGUUCAAUGAGGUCUCUCAGAUAGCAAUCAAAAUGUUGACGGGGAAAGGAAACUUUGGAAGUGUGGAGAGGGAUGUUGCCAGCCCUACUGCUUCUAUCUCUGCCUCUUCUGUCAUCUCAGAUGCCAACUAGUUACUUUACCUCUUCAUCCUCAUAACCAGUUCUAUAGAGUUGUUCUAGUACAUGGAAAAAAUAGUUCUGAUUCCUUCAUUUUUUGUUUCAACCAGAAGGCCUUUCAGUGUGGUAAGUUAGAUAAUUGGGAGCCGAAUCUCCAGACAAUGCCAUUUUGGGUAUGGGCUUUGACACUACAAACAAUAGGUCUAGACUCAAAUGUUUGUUUUCAAUGAGUAACAAAAUUCAACUCUGAGAUCCUUGCUAAGAAUUCCAAAAUAGUUGGUGGGUAGCUGAAAAAAGGACAAAGAAAGAAACAUGAGAAUAGAAAGGAAAGGAAUUAGAAAGAAAAGAGUUGGAAAGCAGCAAGAGAGCAAGAUGAACCUUGUAAUUGCCACAAUCAUGGGAAAGAAGUUAUUUAAUAUAUAUUCCUCUAGCUUUGGGCUGGAAAAAGCUCUGUACAGUACCAUUUGGAUAAUGCCAUGCAGUUGGCACUUAGGCCCCAAAGCCAGAGCCAAUGAACCAAAAAACAAAUAAGAAAAUAAAAAUAAUCAAGAGAGGAGAUUCUGAUUUCAGCAGCUUUGCUUUGGUUGUAU
Molecule: messenger RNA, 3041 nt
Organism: Linum tenue
Lineage: Eukaryota; Viridiplantae; Streptophyta; Magnoliopsida; Malpighiales; Linaceae
Source: the annotation of a GenBank genome assembly